This is a messenger RNA of Candidula unifasciata, 1077 nucleotides long. Lineage: Eukaryota; Metazoa; Mollusca; Gastropoda; Stylommatophora; Geomitridae. The record is from the annotation of a GenBank genome assembly.
AUGGCAGGAUUUCUGGAGUCUGUGGAUAAUGUCAGUACUGGCACUGUAGAUGGACACAUCAAUGUUGAGCGCACUUCUAUCUUCACCGAUGAAACGUACUUGUAUGCAAUGUCAAUUAGCCUGGGUAUUGUUUGCCAGACUGUGACAAUUUUUGGAAUAAUAAGCAACGUUCUCAACUGUAUAGUCUUCGUCAGACAAGGUUUCUCAGACUGUAUAAACAUUAGCUUGUUAUCUCUAGCAAUUUCUGAUCUGUGCUCAUUGUUAACUGUGAUGUGGAGUAAUCUUUGUUUUACUCCGGCUUUCCAGUCGUCAGGUAUUCCACUAGCCACACACGAAGUUCAUUUAAUAACAGGAAGCUGGCCACAUGUAAUGUUUACCAGGGUAACAGGAUGGAUAACUGCUUUCAUCAGCCUAGAGAGGUGUUUCUGUGUUAUUAUGCCCUUGAAAGUCAGAAGUAUAUUCACUCAUGGAACACACAUUAUAGCUGUGAUAGUUUUCUUCGCGGUGACUUUUCUUUGUGCCUCAAUGGCCUAUUAUUCUGUUGGGAUCGGAUGGCGUUUCUUUCCCGAAAGAAACAGAACCAUGUUAGGGCUGAUCUUUCUCCAGGAUGCGAAGAAAAGAAAGAAAGCAGAUUCAAUAUCUUAUGUAAUCAACGGGGUCGUAAUGCCAGUAUCUUGUUUCAUUGCAGUUGUCGUUUUCACAACUAUUCUUAUUGUGAAGUUAAACCAAACAGCCAAUUGGAGACAAUCAAACGCAUAUGCCUCUAAUGACACAAAAGAUAAAACAAAGACAACAUCAAAUACCAAGGAAAGGAAAGUAGCGAAGAUGGUGGUGUUAAUAUCCGUUACGUUCAUCACUUCGUUUCUUCCCGCUGUUGGGGCAUUUAUGGCUAAAUACAUAGAGCCAGAAUUAACAUAUGAUGGACUAUAUAGAAGAUUGGCUAUGGUGAUAUUGUCUGGGUCGUUUACAGCAGAGGCAUUGAACUCAAGUAUUAAUAUAUUUUUGUACUUUAAGAUGAGUUCUAAAUUUAGGCAGACUUUUAUGAUUACUUUUAAAUUAAACAGGUUUGUGAAGUGA